AGGGCGGGGUGUAGAGGGGAGGAGCCGGGAGGACAGACCCAGGGAGCUGGGAGUCUGGAUCUUCACUUCGGGGCAAGUUGGGAGGACGUCUGCCUCGUGUCCGGUCGGCAGCUGCAGCCUGGAGAGCCAGAUGCAGAACCUGAGGAGGAGCGCUCGGUGACUGCAGAGCCGGGGCCCGAGCUCAUCCGUCCCCGGCCACAGGGCUCCUCGCCUGUCUACGAGUGCGUGACUGAGGGUGCCGGCUUCAGACUCCCGUUCAAGAUGCCGUCCUUCGGCGUGUCGGCGCCCAGCAAGGCCGUCGAGGCCGCCGUGGACGUGUCCCUGCCCAAGGCCCAGGCCGAGGUGACCCUGCCCUCGGUGCAGGCCGACGUCAAGCCCAGUGAGGUCCGCGUGGAGCUGCCCUCGGCCGAGCUGGAGGUCAAGGCCGCCGAGGUGGGCGUCAAGCUGCCGGAGGGCCACCUGCCCGAAGCCGAGCUCAAGGAAGGGGCGGCGGGAGUCGGAAUCAAGGCCCACCUGCCCAAGGUGCAGAUGCCCAGCGUCAAGCUGCCCAAGGUGGACAUCAAGGCCCCGCAGGUGGACAUCAAGGGGCCCAAGCUGGACCUGAAGGGCGCCAAGGCCGAGGUGGCCGCCCCCGACGAGGAGGUGUCGCUGCCCAGCGUGGAGGUGGACACCCAGGCCCCGGGCGCCAAGCUGGAGGGCGACCUGUCCCUGCGGGACAAGGAGGUGGCCGCCAGAGACAGCAAGUUCAAAAUGCCCAAGUUCAAGAUGCCGUCCUUCGGCGUGUCGGCGCCCAGCAAGGCCGUCGAGGCCGCCGUGGACGUGUCCCUGCCCAAGGCCCAGGCCGAGGUGACCCUGCCCUCGGUGCAGGCCGACGUCAAGCCCAGUGAGGUCCGCGUGGAGCUGCCCUCGGCCGAGCUGGAGGUCAAGGCCGCCGAGGUGGGCGUCAAGCUGCCGGAGGGCCACCUGCCCGAAGCCGAGCUCAAGGAAGGGGCGGCGGGAGUCGGAAUCAAGGCCCACCUGCCCAAGGUGCAGAUGCCCAGCGUCAAGCUGCCCAAGGUGGACAUCAAGGCCCCGCAGGUGGACAUCAAGGGGCCCAAGCUGGACCUGAAGGGCGCCAAGGCCGAGGUGGCCGCCCCCGACGAGGAGGUGUCGCUGCCCAGCGUGGAGGUGGACACCCAGGCCCCGGGCGCCAAGCUGGAGGGCGACCUGUCCCUGCGGGACAAGGAGGUGGCCGCCAGAGACAGCAAGUUCAAAAUGCCCAAGUUCAAGAUGCCGUCCUUCGGCGUGUCGGCGCCCAGCAAGGCCGUCGAGGCCGCCGUGGACGUGUCCCUGCCCAAGGCCCAGGCCGAGGUGACCCUGCCCUCGGUGCAGGCCGACGUCAAGCCCAGUGAGGUCCGCGUGGAGCUGCCCUCGGCCGAGCUGGAGGUCAAGGCCGCCGAGGUGGGCGUCAAGCUGCCGGAGGGCCACCUGCCCGAAGCCGAGCUCAAGGAAGGGGCGGCGGGAGUCGGAAUCAAGGCCCACCUGCCCAAGGUGCAGAUGCCCAGCGUCAAGCUGCCCAAGGUGGACAUCAAGGCCCCGCAGGUGGACAUCAAGGGGCCCAAGCUGGACCUGAAGGGCGCCAAGGCCGAGGUGGCCGCCCCCGACGAGGAGGUGUCGCUGCCCAGCGUGGAGGUGGACACCCAGGCCCCGGGCGCCAAGCUGGAGGGCGACCUGUCCCUGGGGGACAAGGAGGUGGCCGCCAGAGGCCGCACACUGAGAACUGAGGAUGAUGUUAUAAUCCAUGUCAUGAAACCGCAUUUUAAGUUUCCAAGGUUGUUUUCUUCACCAGGGAAAUCUUUGAGAAGUUCUACACUUGUUGAAGGUGAUCCUCACCUUUCUUUGCCCCCAAUUGUGUCUGAUGUGGAUCCCUCGUUGCCGGAUAUUUCUAGCCAUAAACUGUCCCUGCCGUGUCCCCGCGUGGGUUGGACUGGUGCUUCCUCAGGCAGCCUUGAUGUCAGCAGUUCUCACGCUGAGUCCUCGUCCGUCUCUCCGGAGGCAGUCACUCUCAUCAAGUACCAGAUGACUGUUUCUGACGCCCCACAUUUCCCUCCAGAAAUCCCCUCGUGUUCCCAGGAGGAUAGAGAAAUUCCUGCCACUUUGCCCCCUGACGAGAGCUUUCCAUGCCCAGCUGAUGAGAGUCCUGCCAGCCCUGUGGACCCCCUAUUUCUUGCAUCUUAUGGUCGGGUGACUUUUCCUAAGUUUCAUCGACCAAAGUUCGGGUUUUCUAGCCCAGAAGCAGCAGAUUCUGUGGUGGAUGUUCGGGCCGCCGAGCGCCCCCCUUCCCUGUGCCUCCCCAGCAAUGCUCAGGGGCUGGACUCUUCCCACAGCCUGCCCUUGGCAGACCGCAGCCAAGGGCACGGGUCUGGGGAUGUCUCAGCCGGCCUGCCUCAUGGCGAGAGGACGGCCCAGUCACCAGGAGACCCCCUCCAGUUGUCGUGCAGAGCUUCAGGUGUGGACGCCCUAACGGAGAGGAGCACAGCCACUCCGGGGAGCUGGUUCAGGAUGCCUGCCCUCCACUUGCCCAUCAUCCGGCGCCCCGCCAGGGAGAAGGGGAUGUCUGGGGCUCCGAGUCCCCCGCCUGCCGCCCAUGCAUUGGGGGAAGAAGGGCCAGCUCCCAUCAAGGCUCAGGGGCCUCUGGGGUCAGAGGUGGAGGUGCCUGAGCCCCUGGAGCCAGCUGAGAAGAGCGUGUCCCAUGUGGGCGUGCUAAAGAUAAACCUAGACGGCAGAGGCUCAACGCCGCACCCGCCUCCUCCAGGGGCACCCCCUGCGGGCCUGUCCACUUCCGAGGUCAGGGUCCGCCCGGGCGAAGGCUCCCUUCCGCUUCGGAUGUCCAGCGGGGCACUUUUGGAAACCGAAGCUCCUCCUGCUGGGCCUGCAGGCCUGGACCUCGCCAGGGGAGAGGGGAGGACGGAGAGGUGGUCCUCCCAACCUGAAGGCCCCGUUAAACUGAAGGUGUCCAGCACUGACGGGCCAUCCCAGGUUUCUGUGGUCAGUGUGGGUCAGCCCUGGGAGGGCUCCGUGGUAACUGUCAAACUGCCGAGGCUGAGCAUGCCGAGGUUUGCCUUCCCUGACCCCGGAUCGGAGGCGGACGUCUUCAUCCCUGCCGUGCGGGAGGUGCAGUGCACGGGGAGCAGCCUGGAUGACGCCUUGCGCACAGAAAGCGUGGGAGCUUGGGGUGCCAGCAUCCUGAAGGCCGGCCCUGGGACCCCUGGGGAGCAGCCUGUGGCCUUUGACCUCUCCCCGGAAGCUUCCAGGGUCCGAGUGCACAUUCACGGCGCUCAGGGAGAGGGUACCAGGGUCGGCAUACAUGGCGGGGUGAUGGCAGAGCCAGCCGACCGCUCGGGACCCGAGGCCGUUUCCACCCAGAUUGUGCGGGAAUCAGAGAUACCUACAUCCGAGAUCCAAACGGCUUCCUACGGAUUUUCAUUGCUGAAAGUGAAGAUCCCUGAGCCCUCCACGCAGGGGAGGGUCCAAGACUCCCGACUGACAGGGGGCUUGCAGGAGGCUUCUGAAGACGCUGCCCCUGGAACAGACCCUGUUUCUGGAGACCUGCAGCCAGACACCGGAGAACCAUUUGAAGUGAUCUCGUCCGGUGUCAGCGUACCCAGAGGGCCAGCACUCACCACCAACCUGCACUCUAGCCACCCGGGUACGGACAGCUGCUCUGAUGAGGAGCCCGCAGAGAUCCUCGAAUUUCCCCCAGAAGAGGACAGCGAGGAGGCAGCCGCGGGCCUGGCCGAAGGAGACCAGGCUCCAAAAGAGAAGCCAGAAGGUAAGAGGUCUUCCGGUCUGUUCCGGUUUUGGCUUCCCAGCAUCGGUUUCUCUUCUUCCUCCGAAGAGACAGGUGCCGACUCCAAAGAUGAAGCCCACGGGCCGGCCCCCGCCCAGACCCCGCCUGAGGCAGAGCCUCCCAAGAAACCCGAGAAGGCCGGCUGGUUCCGAUUUCCCAAAUUAGGGUUCUCCUCCUCCCCGACCAAGAAAAGCAAGACCUUGGAGGAAGAGGCGGCUCCGGCAGAGCAAAAGCUCCAGGAAGAAGCCGCCACCUUCUUUGAUGCUCGCGAGAGCUUCUCCCCCGAGGACAGGGAGGAGACGGUCCCAGGCUCUGGGGCCAUGGUCACGUCCAGGGCCAGGACGGAGCUCAUCCUGCUGGAGCCGGACCCGGGGGCCCUGGACAAGCCUGCGCCCGGGCCCGCUGCCCAGUGAGGACAGAAGGGGAGGCUGUGCCCCGUGCCCCGCAUGUGGACGCGAGUCUCCGCCGUGACCCCCAGAGCGGAGGAUGAAGCGGAGCCGGCUGCAAGCAGAGGGGCCCCUGCCCCUGGCCCUCCCGAAGCUGCCUCCCAAAGCUUCAGGAGGGUCCCAGGCUCCUGAGGGGCUUUAUUAGACACAUGUUACUCGAGACCCCUGCCUACAAGCCCCUCGAAGACAUGGUUGCUGCUUCCUGGUGAAGGCUGUUUCCCUGUUUCUGGCAGAGUCUGCCACAGUCCAAGAGACCCUCUCCCUGCCCGCUUAGAACCAGCCCACUCUUCACAGGCCGUCUCGCCAAGGCAAGCCUGGGAUGCUUUGAGUGAUGCUGCCCACGCCGGGCUGGGGGCAGCAGGCCACCGAGGUGGCCUAGGCAUCCGUCCAUGAGUUCCCACCAGAUGUCCGUGGGCGUCCACUUGCCCGCCAGUGCCCUCUCCGGCAUGCGUGGCCCCCAGCCCCUCAGUGUGCCUGAAGAUGGGACCCACUUGGCUGCUCCCUGGACACCGAACGGGCAAUAAAUAAAGCGCUGCCGCCUCCC
Bubalus bubalis (water buffalo) is the source of this 4819-nucleotide messenger RNA. Its product is annotated as protein AHNAK2. NCBI's taxonomy places the organism in Eukaryota, Metazoa, Chordata, Mammalia, Artiodactyla, Bovidae. Gene Ontology annotation, cellular component: nucleus; cytoplasm; costamere. Gene Ontology annotation, biological process: regulation of RNA splicing. The record is from RefSeq and is a predicted model, not a curated record.